AAACGGUAGACUAGACAGUUGGCACACUUCCAGUUGUUCGGUCUUCUGUAAGAAUGAAGAACAAAAAAAAGACACCGCAGCCACCAACACUUAGCCCCACUCCUCACAUCCCGUCUCGUCAGAAAGAAAAAAAAGAGCAGCGCGCCUGGAGUGUUUCGCGUCAUCGCCUUCCAGGCACCGACUAUUUAAAUUCCGCAGAAGUGCAAAGCGAGCACACUUACGGCGCACUGACGAAACAAGACGGCCGCUUUGCUAAAAAAAAGUCCUCUUCGUCCUCCAGGAAUCAGCAGCGGUUGUGGAAGUGUCAAAUCCGGAACUGCAGCCCCCAUGCUUAUAAUGGCUGUGUUAAACGCUACAGAGUUCGCCAUCGCCCCCUCAGUGACUGGCAGUUCUGCAGCUCCUGGCACAGUUAACAUGAAGGAAAGGGGACACGAGUAUCUCUACAUUCUUAUAGUGCUGUCCUUCUAUGGAAUAUUCCUAUUGGGGAUUAUGCUCUUCUAUAUGAGAUCUAAGAAGAGAGAGAGGAAUAUGUUUCUACUGUAUGAGGAAGAAGAGAAGGCAUGGGGGGGAGUAGUGAAGAAACACAGUCUUCCCACUAUCUCUGGCCUCCGAGGUGUCCACCUCUCCUUGCUCCCUGGCUUCGGUGCCUUAUCUGAUGGGAUGGUGCCAUCAGCAUUCUCCUGUACACUGUGCACGCUGGAGGAAAGCAGCAACAGUUCGGUGUGCUCCUCACCAGACCUGCACCCUGCAAUUGAGGAAGAAGAGUCCGACAUUGGCAUUGGUGAACCCUCACAGGCCCUUCUCCCUCAUUCUUUGGAAGCCAUCAAUGAAAUGGCCUGCUAGCAUUUCUGGGGCAUGAAACCCCUAUCAAAUAAAAGAUCUUCCAUUCUGAUGUUGCCAGUAAACAAUUCUUAGUAACCUGAUUUUGAAAGUAACACCAGCUGGGGACAAAUCUUUUGGUGAAGUGGUAGCUUAAAUGGUCUCUCUAGCAGAUGGCUGUACACAACUGUAUUUCUAAGGUUUAUCCAUCAAGAUUGCUUUUGUGUGAAAAUGAGAACAUUUAGGAGAUAGUAAUGCUCACUUACUGUAAAGAUCUGACUAUCAAACCUCUUGCUGAUUUGGAGUAAUGAAGUAUUAGAGUCACACGGUAGUGUUGGUGCAAUGCAGGCACCAACCUUAGGUGGAGUGCCAGUCUUCUCUGAUAAAUGCACUCAGAAUUAUUCACAACAGGACAGCACAGAGGUACCAGUUAACCAGAUAGUACAGGACUUCAGUAUGUGGGAGAAACCAGAGGACCAGGGGCAAAACAAAGCCUGAAUCUGGACCAGAAUUUGAACCCAGUCUCUUGGUUGCAAUCACAUUUACCCAUAGACAUCAGGGCAAGAAAAUAGUCUAAUGAAGCCAAGUGGAACAUUUUCUGAACCUACAGAUUCUAUUAUGGAUGGAAGAUGGGGACCAACUCUGGAUGGGACUUAAGUCCAUUGAUCCCAGGUUUGCUGACAUUGUUCUCAUUUAGGACAAAUGCGUUCACGCUGUGAAAGGAAAUGGGGGUCUAUGCAGGAAACCUUCAUGUACACAGAAGGAGCUUGCAAAUCCCACACCAACAGCACUCCAGGCCAUAUCACCAUGUUGCACCAUCUGGAACACAUCAGCUUGGGUUGCUGGGAGAGUUUCUUUUCAUAUUAACUUUCUACUGAAGUGUGUCUUUUCCGGUUGAAAAAAAGAGACACAUUUCUAUUUCCCUGGAAUCACUUGAAUAAAAGAUAUUUUAUACAUUAUGCAAAAUUUGCUGUAUGAAAGAUGUAAUUAAUUUUGUUUUUGUGUAGAUAUUGUAUUAUAUUGUAUAAAAUUCAAUCAUUUCAAAUGUAUGUAUUUAAGUGUUUUGCUGAGACGGUCCUCUUAUUUAAAUUAAAUAAA
This is a messenger RNA of Polypterus senegalus (gray bichir), 1917 nucleotides long. RefSeq names its product potassium voltage-gated channel, Isk-related family, member 4 (gene kcne4). Gene Ontology annotation, molecular function: transmembrane transporter binding; voltage-gated potassium channel activity involved in ventricular cardiac muscle cell action potential repolarization; potassium channel regulator activity. Bases 328 to 843 code for a protein of 171 amino acids. The record is from RefSeq and is a predicted model, not a curated record. Gene Ontology annotation, biological process: potassium ion export across plasma membrane; regulation of ventricular cardiac muscle cell membrane repolarization; regulation of heart rate by cardiac conduction. The transcript is spliced from 2 exons. Gene Ontology annotation, cellular component: membrane. Lineage: Eukaryota; Metazoa; Chordata; Cladistia; Polypteriformes; Polypteridae.